UGAGAUAUCCAACACGUUGCUCCUCAACCAGCUGGCACUCUCUAAUGUGCUAGCCGAGCGGGACUCAGGCACAACAGUUAUAAGAAAAUGGCUGAGUGAGCUGCAGUCUAACCUCACAUCUGAACUGGCAGCAAUGAUAAGGGAGGAGCGAACGUCCCUUCACGACACUCUCAGAGAGGUUGUUAGGAGAGAGUUGGAUGGAGUUCUGGAGGGAGCACCCACUACCAGGGACGUUGCUUCCAGUCUGAACAGUUACCAACCAGGAAACCACUCUUGCCUCACAGACAGACCCGCAGACUGCUUGGGUUACCGGAGGCGAGGCUUCAACACCAGCGGGGUGUUCAACAUAUACCCGGGCAGCUGCUGCCAGCCAGUGACUGUGUGGUGUGACAUGACAACGGAGGGCGGCGGCUGGGUGAUCAUGUUAGCUCGAGGGCCUCAGAUGGUCCAAGAAAACUUCGCUCGCUUGUGGGAGGACUACAAGACCGGGUUUGGUAAUCCGCACCGGGAAUACUGGAUAGGCAAUGAAGUUAUUCACCGUAUGACGGAGAAAGUUCCCACAGUACUUAGGAUUGAUGCUGAGGACUUCGAAGGAAACCGAAAGUUUGGAGAGUGGAGAAAAUUCAGCAUUGCAAAUGAAACUGAAUUGUACAGGCUGUCCGUCGGAGACAUUUGGGUUGCUAGCACUUUGCGUGACGACUUGGCAUACAACAACCAAAUGGCCUUCACUACUUUAGACCGUGACAAUGACAAUAACAAAGAUAACUGUGCAAAACUGAGGACUGGGGGAGGUUGGUGGUAUAAGGACUGCAGUUACUGUACACCCAACAGCCUGAUGAUCGACACUGACCACUAUUAUAACUCUUCCACCUGGUACCACUGGAACACAAGUCGUGAAGCUUUCACCAGCCUCCGCUGGCUGCAACUAAAAUUCCGACCCUUAGACUCUCAAGGCCCUUCGCAGAUGUGUGCUGGACAGUGAAUGAAAUUAUCUUUCUUGUUGGAAUGAUGAGCAGGUCUUGUUGCUGCUCGGUGUGGCGUUAGAAACUACAUCUCAUGUGCCUUCCUGUAAGUUAAGUGCAAAUUACGGGCGAAGUAUUUGUUGAGUUUCGAAAUCUCUUGUGAUAGAUUGUUCUGAAAUCUGUUAACAUUCUAAUAGAACGUUAAAGGUGGAAGGCCGUAAGACUCACAACAGGAAUCAGUUGCACUUUUUAAUUUCUGCUUGAAUGUAAAAUCCACACAAUAUUUAAAAUGCACAUCACCCUUGCUUCAUAAUAAAGUAAUACUUUUUUUAAUCAAACACUAUCAGAAUUUUGAGGAGCUCCCAUCAACUAAUAAUCAAUAGUAAUUGUGGCAGUUAACAAUAAAUGAUUUUGGUCUCGCCAUGGAGCUAGAUAAUCUUGAGUAUUUCAGUGUAUGUGUAUUAACUUACCUAAUAUUAAUUCAAAGGAUCGUAUUUCAGCUCUUACGUCCAGUCGUUAUAAAUGAAAGGUCUCAAUUGUUCUCAACAGUUUUGUUAAAACAAUGAAUAAACUAAUCUCCAAUUCCAUUUCUUCUAACACAUAGCACUCAUCAUCUGCACACUAAAACUAAGCUCAUAUAUGUUCCUCUAUUCCAUAUGUGUACAUCAUUUCCAUAUGUGUGACAUUUAAAUCUGUUGCUCUCCAGUACAAUGUCAUAGAGAGAUGUGGACCAUCAAGCUCAUAAAUGGAAGAUUAUGGAGAACAAACCGAGAUGGUUUGGUAAUAAUGAGUGUAUGGAUAAUGGUUGACUGGUGAAAUUGUGUAUUGAAAUGAAGAGAAUAGAAGUACCUGAAGGGGUCUAAAACAGUAGUUUCCUACCUUCUGUGUCUCAUUCCUCCUUUUCUAACCAUGUUCUCUCCUGUGGACCCCUAAAACCACUUUCUUUCAUGAGGAACCCUACAACAAAAUAAAUCGAGAGAUCAAAAUUAACAUCAGCCAUUACUACAAUAAACACAUACAUUCAUAUGGCUCAAGCCCUGCUGUUAUAACUGCAUGUGCAAUAUUACAGUUCAGUUCAACAAACUCAUAGGUUGUUCUUAUUUUCUUAGAUACUUAAUGGAUUUCUGCUUGUGGAUGACUGCAGGAACGUGUAAUGCUUGUUUAUCGUAGAUAUUAUAUUUUGUAUCUCAAUGAUAACAUAAAAUAAUCAGUGUU
This is a messenger RNA of Procambarus clarkii (red swamp crayfish), 2177 nucleotides long. RefSeq names its product microfibril-associated glycoprotein 4. The record is from RefSeq and is a predicted model, not a curated record. NCBI's taxonomy places the organism in Eukaryota, Metazoa, Arthropoda, Malacostraca, Decapoda, Cambaridae.